Cutaneotrichosporon oleaginosum is the source of this 667-nucleotide messenger RNA. RefSeq lists its product as uncharacterized. Lineage: Eukaryota; Fungi; Basidiomycota; Tremellomycetes; Trichosporonales; Trichosporonaceae. The record is from RefSeq and is a predicted model, not a curated record.
GAACAUCGCCCAGCGAUGGCGCAGGCCUUCUUGCUGGUGUCUUGACUCACCUCCUCAACGGCGCCAACCCCCGCACAGUCGUCCUCACUCACUUCCAGUGGGUGCAUGCUCGAUAGACGUCUGACAGCUCUGCGAGCUCCUAGCGCAGGAAUUCCUCGACCCGAGCCUGAAGAUUCUCAACUGCCACAUGAAGAGCAUUAUUGUUGAGACCUCUAAGCAGCCGACGUUUCUGUACAAAGUGACGCCAGGGCCUGCCGACUCGUCAAACGCGGCGGAAUGUGCUCUGCUCCACGGCAUCGAUCCGGAGGUCGUCGACCGCGCGCGUGAAGUCAGCCACCUUAUCGCGACGAACCAGAUCACGACUCUUAUCGACCAGCACCUGGAUGACGAGGACAUUGAGGAGAUGGCCCAGCAUGAGGAACUGGUCCGUCGGUUCCUAAACUGGGAUCUCGAGGACGAUGAAAUCGACGUGCUUGGUGAGCUUGAGCUGAUCGUCCAGGCUGCUGGUAUCCAGCAGGACGAGAACGAGGUAGUACCACUGGGGGAGAUGGGUGCGGGCAUUUCGGCGCUUGAGCGCUCGGUCGCGACUGAGUCGGGACUGGCCGACAUCUAUUAGGAGAGCGCAACUCAGUCCCGCUAGAUCAGUGUCAACUCUCUCAGAUGAAAG